CACAAACGUUACUUUUUUAUAUCAUUUCACAUUUUUUUUUUUUAGAGAGAGCAAUCCCUAUUAUCCUCUUUUUUCUUUCUUCUUUUAUCACCAUCCCCUAUUCCCUUUCAUUUUAUUUUGUGGGCAUAGCGUCUGUACUAUUCUGCCCUUCCACAUUGGUCGCUUUGAAAGACGAUUGAGCUCCAUGCGCUCUCGAGAUUUACGCAUCACGUCGUUCAUUGCCGUAUUUCUAGUCGCGUUGAUCCUUGUUUCCUUGGUAGUCAUUCUUUGUCUUGCUGUGUCUUCUCAUCUUACGAUCCUUUUCCGUUCCUUCCUACAAUCAUAUACUAUCUCUACGCCCUUACGUCCCGCCGUCACUACGGCUACCGCGGCGCCCAGUGUUCGGCUGCCGUCCGUUCGUCCUGAAUCGACAGUGACAGCUUCGUUUAUCACCCUUUUCUUUCGUUACAUUCAUCGACACAUCCCUAUCCAUUCCUUCACAUCAUUUACAGCCUUCUUCAUCGUUGUACUUUGCUUGACUAUCCUGCUCUGCCGCACUUUCCACAGGCUUCGAAGCCGUCAUGCAUUGGACAGUUGUUUGGAAGGAUUGGGUGAAUAUCGCAUUCCUGGCACAACCAUUUCUAUUGAUGCGAGAAAGAUCUCGCACUUGUCUCGCUGGUUUAGACCAAGUGUCGGUUUUCAAUCGCUUUCCAUCAAACCACCAAGUGACACUUCGACUGGGUUCAACAAGAAUAUCGUGACCGUGACGAGUUAUACACACGCUCCUGACAAAAAUACUUCAUCUGCAUCGUUUUCUUCAUCUUCUCUGGCAUCUCGACCGUGUGUUCGAUCUGACCCUUCCAUUGAUCCUUCGCAUUUGUAUAUAUCUUCAAGACCCGAUACUGAAAAUCCGGAAGAACAAGUGUCAUCGUGUACUCCUUCUUUCUCAUCGUCCAAUUUACAGCUGACACCUUCAACCAGUACAUCCUCGCUCGGAUCCACCACCUCAGAUCAAAAAUCACAGCCACAUGAUCCUUCCCCUGUCACCGUCACUGUGACAGCGAAAGCAGCCCCUACAGGCCAACCGCCACUCAUGCCUCUGGAGAAAAAACCUACAGCUACCGAAAAGCGGAAACGUAAGAAACAAGCUAAAGCAAAGCAACAACAACAACAGCAACAGCAACAGCAGCAGCAGCAGCAACAAUCAAGAAAAUCGACUUUUUCUGCGCCGACGGCGUCUUCUUCUUCCUGUGUUCCAUCACCAGCAUCGGCAAACGAUAAAUUGGAAGGCACGAGUACACCCAAGGUGGAAACUACAGAGGUUUGGAUAGAUUCAGUACGGAAACGAUCCAAUCGCGACACACAGAAACCGUCUCGUAAAUCCAAGCAACCCGACUGUGUCACAUCGUCUAUAUCGUUAUCCCCUUCGUCUUCAACUUCGGUGUCGCAGCCGUCGUCACCACCGUCCCAGUCAAAGACGUCAUCCCCCAAACAGACAGCCUCUACUGUUGAAGUGACCAAGUCGCCGUGUACAGAACCAUCGACGCCAGUGAAUAAGCAGUCAAGAAUGAUGUCGAUGCCAGCGUCAGACAUCAAAAACAAUUCGUCUGUAUUGGCCACCCCAACGACAGAAUCGGUGGAAACACCGUUAAAAACGCCUUGGAACAAGCAGUCCUAUGCUUCUGCCAAACCAUCCGAAUCGAUCAACUGGUAUUCCCCAUUUUCAACUGGAUUAGAAAUCGACUUGGUGCCACGAUCGCCUCCGUCCCCGGGGAUGUCUGUAAGCAACCGAAGUUCGUCUUCCGAAUCCAACUACAGCGGUUACCAGUUAUUCUCCAAUCCCGGGUCGAUUCCUCCGACGUCUCGGAUGGCCCCAUCGGUUGCAGGCAACGCUGUUGAUUAUAACCCUCUGUUACUGAAUUAUUUGAUAUCCAAUUCCCGGGAUGACUACACCGGUUAUCCAGCUUCGCCACUGAAACCGGCCUCGUUGUCUUUGUCCAAUCCAUCGGAACCGCAUUCCUUUUCUCCGUUGAUCGCUCCCAAACCGCAGCCGCAGGCACCGGUCGGAACAGGAACAUUGCAAUCAUCUUCGACCUAUUUAUUUGGGAAACCUGUUGCUCCCUUGUUCGAUCACAAGAAAUACAAUGAUCCCAAUACCAGCUAUCGAACCGUCGGCUCGUUGGAUGCUCCACCGGGAAAAUCACUCAGACAUUACGCGUCGCCGUCAUCCUCAUCCUCAUCAUCGUCAUCGAUGGCUCGACCACCGACACCUCACUCUCGUUUUUUAAAUACUGCUCCCCAACCGCAUUUUUCAUUGUUUGAUAGGAAAUUAUCAUUUCAAACACAUCAAUGAGACGUAACUUUUUUUCAAGAAAAAAAGUGCAACAAAAAAUUUUAAAUAAAUCUGAAUUACUAUGGAAGUUGUCACCAUUAUCAUCUGACGUUCCUU
Radiomyces spectabilis is the source of this 2428-nucleotide messenger RNA. RefSeq lists its product as uncharacterized. The record is from RefSeq and is a predicted model, not a curated record. The coding region runs from base 185 to 2332 and encodes 715 amino acids. NCBI's taxonomy places the organism in Eukaryota, Fungi, Mucoromycota, Mucoromycetes, Mucorales, Radiomycetaceae. The transcript has 2 exons.